AUGUCGUUUGAUCGACGUAGGAUCUCCAAGGCAUCAAUGCUAGACAUUGAUCUGGAUAAUACCGAACAACAAUCGAGGAAUGGCAGUAGAGCUAUCUGGCAAGAGAAAUGCUGUAUCGAGGAACGACAACUCCACGCGAUUGUACAGCUCUUGGCUCAGAAAAGAAAGAGGUAA
Molecule: messenger RNA, 174 nt
Organism: Paraglomus brasilianum
Lineage: Eukaryota; Fungi; Glomeromycota; Glomeromycetes; Paraglomerales; Paraglomeraceae
Source: the annotation of a GenBank genome assembly